Molecule: messenger RNA, 15779 nt
Organism: Pocillopora meandrina
Lineage: Eukaryota; Metazoa; Cnidaria; Anthozoa; Scleractinia; Pocilloporidae
Source: the annotation of a GenBank genome assembly
AAGCCUCAUCCACUGUACCAUAAGGCUUUAUCGUUGAAAGGCUAUAUUAUAAAGUGGAGGUAUAAAGAACGUCACAAGCGCUCUUAGCUGUUAUAAGGUAGGUAUAUUUGCAUAAGUUUGACUAGUUCAUAAUUGCAAACCUUGCCCUAUACCUUAACUGUUUCCGUAUAAAAGACUGAGAAGGAAUCGAGCUGGCUCAAAGGAAGCUUUUCAUUCAUUGUUUAACAAUCUGGAGGUUAUUAAAAGGAUUUUUUUCGAGUUCUGCGCAAGCUUUAAUCGCAAAAGAAUUCUUAGAAUCUGAUGUUCGCUUGCAUUAUUUAAUAAGGGUUUAUAGUAAUAGAUGCAAUGUUGCUUACAGCUGUGGGCUUUAUCUUAAACCUUAACUGUUUCACACAAAGCUGUAUGGAAACUGAAAAGAAAUUGAGCUCGUUCAGUUUGAGGAAGCUCUUAACUCGAUGUACAAAAACUUAAAAGCUGUUGAAAUUGGUUUUUUGAGGACCGUGUCAGCUUGAGUCGCACUCUAAGGAUCUGGCCCCGGUUGUUCAGAGAAUGGAAAACUACUUAUCCGCUGUAUAAAUCGCUAUCCAGUGGAUAAAUUUUAACCAUGGCGUCAUAUCGGUUGUUCAAUGUAUGGAUAGCGUUAUCCACUCGCUAUCGAGCAGAUAAACUUAUCCAUGGUUAGGUAGGUAGUAUAAAUUUCUAUCCAUCGGGUAGUAAAAACAUGAAAUGGCCGCUGCUUGAGGUUGUGACGGUCAUUUCGUUCCAUGGUCAGGGCGUAAACCACAACAAGUUUCUCUCGCGAGUGAUAAUGUUUAAUCUACAACCACUUUACAUCGAGCGCUAACAAACACACAGGCUACGUAGUACUUUAUUGAAUAUCCUCUCUUCUAUGAUGUUGUCAAAAAUCGACAGACAUAAGCUCUCGGUGUUAAGGGCAUAGUUCACAUCGUUACGCUAUGCACACUGAAAUUAACAUACGACGCUCUCAUUUAUGUAAAUAGUACUGGAAAUACUUUCGUCCAUAUUCUGAUCGCUACUGUGUACUCAGAGACCACAUUUACAUAUUUAGAAAAUAUAUAUCUGCCGGAGAUCGGAGAUACUUUUCUAAGAUUUGAUGGGUCGACUGUCAGUCGAGUAGUGUGUUGCGUGGCUCAAGCCACAACUGCAAAGUCAUAGGCGAUUGCGUAAGAUUUCCGUCCACUCGUGCGGAACGAGACGAUCUUAAGGAAGGUUUAUUUCGAGUUGGUGGUUUCCCUUGUGCCAUUGGGUUCAUCGACGGUACCCACGUUAGAAUAACUGCCCCUCACGAAAAUGAGCCAGACUUCGUGAACCGGAAAGGAUUUCACUCUAUCAAAAUAUCCAGGCAAUCUGCGACCAUCGAGGUAAGCAAAUAUGUCUAGCUCUGAUUAUUGAUUUAGCAAAGGACAACAUGUUCGUUUAACCCUAAGCUUUACUGUGCAUACUAUCUCAUGUAAAUAACAGGAGAUAUCCUAAAUAUGAGCAUGAAAGCCGUAGAAAUUUCGCAUCCAAUGUAUAACGCUUUUCUGACACCUUAGGAGCAGUGUGCGACAGACUGUCUUGAGCACAACACGUGAUCAAAUAUGUGAUCACGAGAUUCACGCAGAUACAAUUUACCGUGUAAACAAGAGAAUGAAAUUGAUUUAAAAUGAUUGACUUUUCGAACUGUGCGAUCACCCGUUUGAUUCUAUCGCUGUCGGAUGUAAUCGAUUUUGUUUUUUGGAAACGGGUAUUGAGUCUUCCAAAGGUGACAUGACAACAAUGAAAAUAUUCUUUGGUGAUCACUAAAUGUGUUCUCCAAUAUGGACAUUUUUUUAGUGGUCUGCGUUAGUUCAAGUGUUGGAACAAAGCAUUACGGAGCAUGGCCAAGGAAUGCCUUGAAGUUUACCAUAUUAAGAAAGGGAUAAUUUGCCUAGGGAUAGGGUAGUUGAUUGUUUUGACAAAAUGAAUGAAGUGAUCCCACGAUUACUGCUCCAAAAUUGGAUUAUGCUCACAUUAUGACAAUUUUGUGGGAAGGAAGACACAUGCAGAAAUACCAUACACCUAAGUUGCAUCAAAAUUUUUUUUACAUAACAUAAAACAUAAAAAUUAAAAACCAGUUGUAGUGUAUUGAAUACAUUUGAAUUUUACAGGAAUGUUUACUGAUGUUGUGGCUAGACAGCCUGGUUCAACUCAUGAUAGCCAUAUUUUACCUGGACAUCAGCCAUAGGGGGUAACCUUGAAGAGACUGGUAUCACAGAUGGUGUGCUACUUGGGGAUAGUGGCUAUGCAUGCUCACCAUUCCUCAUGACCCUGUAACCUCAACCCCAAAAGACCUUAGGAGGAGCAUUUAAACAGAACACACAAGAUCACAAGAUGUACCAUAGAGCAAACUUUUGGAUUGUUGAAGAGGAGAUUACAUGUGUUACACUCAGAAUUGAGGAUGGCUCCUGACAGGGUAUGUACCAUAACUGUCAACUUAAGGGAACCAGAACCAGGGAACUGUGACAUGGAUGAUGAAGGGUGCGUUGCUGACCUUCACACCCAGUACCCCGGCUGUGAAACUGGUAAUGCUGUUAGAGAGUACAUUGCUUACAACUUUUUAAAAUUUAUACACAGGUAGCUGAUACUAAAACAUACACUUGAUUGCAAUAAUGUUGACACACUGUAAAUAGCAUGAUUCGUGAACAAUGAGAACCAAUGGCUUUAUGGGAAAUGUCCACAACUUAUAUAUGAAGCCUAAGGAAAAACUUGGACAGCCUUCAAACCCAUAUUUUAAACGAACUAAAUUUUAAUUUUAGUUUUUUGGUAGUGAUGGAAACAAGAAUUAAUGACAGAAUGUUGACUUUAAUCCAACCAUACCAAAUUACAAUUUUGAAUAUGUUCCAAUGCCUCUUUCUGCUGGAGGUGUAGAACGUAUGAAGACAACGAUGUAUGAUACAAAGUCAUUGAAAAAACCUCUAAUGAGCCUUUUCAGACACUUUGGCUUGAAAUUGAAUUCACUAAGAAAAGCAAUAUUAUUUGUGGAGUUGUCUACAGACAACAUAAUUCUGCAGACUGCCUCUUAGAAUAUUUUGAAGAAACUGUAGAUCAAUAUAGUGCCACUAGUAAAUCAAUCUACCUCUUUGGUGACAUCAACAUAAAUAUUCUAAGUCAAAGACUUGUAAUUACGCUCAGCAAUUUUUAAAUUGCUUGAAAAGCUAUGCUAUUUUACUGACAAUUGAUAAACCGACAAGGGUCUAAAAACAAAUUUGAUUAUUAUACUGCUAGUGGGAAUAUUGUUUCAGAUCUCACUGAUCAUUUUUCUCAAUUUUGCAUUCUUAAAUCGACCACUGAAACCACCAAACCUUGAAAAAUGGCAGCCCGUGACUAUUCAAAAUUCUCUCAGCAAAUGUUUUUGCAGGAAUUGUCAGAACUCACAUGGGAGUCUUUACCAUCUGCUGAGGAUCCCUCUAAGUUCUUUUCCACCUUUUAUAACAAGCUAAAUAAGCUGGUAAACUGAAGCAUGCACCAUUCUGAACUUUACAAAGGUGUGAAAGUAAACAGCUGGAAAAACCUUGGAUCACUAAGGCAAUUUGAGAAGCAAUAAAAAUAAAAAAUGAACUUUUUCUCCUGUGAUUGAAGACUAUUGCAUAGACAGCUGCAGAACAUUUUGAUGGAUGGAGAGAAUACUCAUGUGUUGUCCAUACUUUAACUGACAAAUUUUGAAAAUUAUAAUCUUUUUAGUUUCAUUUGUUGUUGUAAUUUUACUCCAGUUUUAAUAAGUAACACCUAAUUGGCUUAUCUAUAACUUAUCCUUAACCGUUCUUCAUAGCAGGCUCACCCAGUCAUUUCCUCUGUUCAGUCAAACUUGUUAUUGUAGAAUUUACUUUUAUUAUUGUUUCCCUCCUGCCUCGAUUACCUUUGCUAUUAUGUGGGUAGGGAUUGUUAGAUAUGUAUAAGACAAAAUAAUAAUAAUAAAUGUUGUUGUUUAUUCAUGGAAAUCUUAGAUGAUGAGAAAUAUUUUUUUUUUUAAGGAAAGUAUGAAUGGCUUCUGUAUUCUAUGCACAACUAAUUAUGAUUAUCAUUUACAUGUGUAACUAUUAAUAAUGCCAUUGGCUGUGCUUUCUAGGGGUCAGCGUUUUUGCAAUUGAGUGUAUACACUUGAAAGAAAUAGUGACACACACUAUAGGCUUUUUGCAAUAGUCCAAUGUAUAUCCUACCUUUUAUAAUGGCAUUGAAGUAAUAUGGCAUUAGGCAUGCUUGCUAACAUGCCUAAGACCUUUAAUAUUUCACCCAAAGAUAAAGAAAAAAUUGCACUGAUUUUUGUAGCACUUGGAAAAGGAAAAUUUUAGUGGAAGGCAAACAAUUUGCACUUCUUAACAAAUGCAUUGAAUGUCUACCUCUCAACCCUUGGAGGUAAUUGUUAGAAAGUUUGCAUUCUGGAAGUUGGAAUUUGAUAUGGUCAUUUCUUGAAUUUACACAACUCAAGUGGUAGAUUUACCAGCUAUUUCUUAACGCAGUAAACUGCAAGAUACCCAUUAUCACACUUGCAUUACAAAUAUAUGAAAGAAAGGAAAAACCAUGAUGUCAACAAGUCAUUUUUAUUCACUGAACGUAGUUUGUUGAACACAAAGUGAGGAAACGACUUCAAAUUAAAGUUUGGUUUCAACAUCAAUUUGCAACCUAUAACUGAAGAUUUUGUUAUUUGUAUUGACUACACCAAAAGUGCCAUUGUAAGUAAAGAUUUCUGCAUUAAGCAUUGGGGUAUGACAUGGAAUGAUCAAUGACCUAUAAACUUAAUUGCAUGUAAUUGUACAAAUAUUUCAUAGUAAUGCCCUCUGUUUUUCUAAAUAUAGAUAAUUAUAUAUUUGAAUGUGGAAUAGUUUAAGGUAAAAAGUUCACUUCCUCAAGCAAAAAUGGUCAGAAAAAAAGGUAUAGAAGGUCUAGGUUUUAAAGCUUUGUCAAUGUGCAGAAAGUCAUGUUUGCUGAUUUUGCCUUUUUCAAAAAUUGGUGGGGGCAUUUGAACACAAUUUUUUUCCUUGGGGUGGAAAUUUCAACAAACCAAUCUUUAAAGUUCAAAUACUUGGGGGGCUGCCAGGAAAAGGGGGGGGGGGCAUAGAAGAUUCCAAUUCAUUGAUGUAUUAGUAAUAUAAGGAAACCAAAUAAAAACCAUUAUAUGAUUAAGCUUGUGUACAUUUCCGGGGAAAUGGUGUAUCAGUGAUUUGAAAAUAUGGGGCAGCUGAGCAAACAAUCCAAAUAUUAACAGUUUCACAAGACAUAAUCAAAACCAUUGCAAUUUGAUUAAGAUUUAUUCAUAAACUGUCUUCUGCCUCACUUCAGAGGGGAAUAGUUGUUGAUGACAUUACCAAAGAUGAAUAACACAACUUUUGGGCGAAAACUGUCCAAUCACUUAAUUUACUUAUGGCAAUAUUUAUAGCAGAUGCUGUCUCAGAUCAUAACUUUGCAGUUUAAAAAGAAGCCUAGUGUAUGAAAGUUACAAACAACUAAAGAUUUGAUUAAAAUGGUUUAAUAACUAAAUAUAUGAAUAAAUAAAAAGCAGCACUAAAAUACAUAGUGAUCUAGAAAGGAGUGAAAUGGUCACCCAAUGAGUAACUCCCAGAUUGAGGAUCCAAAGGAUACCAGUGUUCACUACAAAAUGUGGUGAGUUUUCAAUAUAUUUAUUUGAUAUCAUUGUUCCAGUGAUAAUAGAGAUGUGCACUCUAUGGUUGAGGAUUGCAUCGUAUCCCCUCAUAAUCAUCUCGCAGAAGGUGAUUAUUGCAGGGACACUAAAUUUCAAAAUGGCUGCCUUGCGUUCUUUCAAUGUUGCAGAUGAAGUCAUAAACACUAUAGAAGAAAAUUAAAUUUUGAAGGCACAAAAGAUGCUGCUAAGUUUUGUGAGACACUUUUCAAAAUAACAAUGUGAAGCUUUUGCUGAUUGAAUGAAAUAAGAUUGGCUGAUUAUCUUCAAACCAACGGACAAAACAAUUGUAACAGAAUGUUGUCAAUAACAAAACAAAUUUACAACAGAAUCGCAUAAUUGAGUAAAAUCACUCAUUCUGAUUGGUCAACAAAGUGAAGUAUUUAGCAUGGAAUUGAGAGUUGAAAACGAGGUUAAGUGAUAUUGUUUCGCAUCUACAUAAACAUAAGAAUUAUCGUCAAAUUGUAACAGUUUUCUACAAUGUUAUUGUAACGUGUUUUCAAAACCAUUGUCACCUUUUGAACAAAAGCAUUUUUCAAAGUGAGCCAGAGGUUCUUCCCUGUUUUGAAAUGAAUUACAAAUUCUUGAAGACACAUAAGAGAUAGCAAGAAAAUCCUGUGAACCCGGCCCCAGAAAAUGGCAGGCAAAAGUUCAACUGAACAAGAUGAAGAAGCGAGAACAGAAGAAGUGCCAGGGUCGAUUGCCAUAUGUAGAAGAAGAAAUAAAUACCUUUAAUUGAAAUGUUAUACUUUCAGUGCUUUUGCUUGGACACUACAUUUCUUUCAGUUUUGCCACCAAAGAGGUAAGAGGUGUAUAUUAUUUUCGUUCUUGAGCUAAUGAUUUGAAAAUUAAAGAUAAAGAUAAACGGCUUGUAAAUUCAGUAAAAUAGCAUUAUUAUCCAUUAGAUAGUGUGAAGCUUGUUUAAAAAGUGAGUAAACAAAUGUAAAAACAAGCAUAAGGUAGAAAUAAAGUUGUCGAAGAUUCAAACACGUAUGACUGACCUGGCUUCCUAUUUGCUAAUGCAAUGACACUUCUGACAGUUGACUUUGAAAUGGCUUUCUGGGGCGCGCGCUCAGGGUAAAAACCAAAAAUAUUAUUACUGUUCUCCGCUUCACGAUUUGUGCGAUAUUGGUUUUUGCGUGCAAUUUAACGCGGAACUUCCUUGUCAGGUAAUUAAUCUUCCGAUAGAAUUCACAAGAAUCUGAGCAAUUAUACUAAAACAAACAUUUGCUGAUGUGAAGUGAAUGAUGUUGAAUAAUCCGCUAGACGAAUAUAGAUAUAUAAAUACAGCUCAGAGGUACUUGGCCCAAAAUGCACGCAAAAAGCGUAUUAAAAAGGCGCGCACACGCAUGCAACUUUCGAAAACGUGCUCAAAAUACGUGCGCAAAAGAAGCUCAUUAGUAUGUAUGAGGCAGUCUUUUAUUUUUUACCCUUUGUUUAACUUUGAAUGGUGUAUUAGAUUCAUGAAAAAUGAGGGAUUCCGAUGUUGGUGAGAUUACGUGGUUUCAUCCCGAAGAGUUUGGCGUCAGUUUAUUUAUGAAAUGGCUUUAGGGCAUUGCGAAGAAAAAGGGAAAAGUUUUUGAGCCGCCGAGUACCUCUUCAGAAAGCGAACAAGGUCAGGAAAGAUCAGGAAAGAUCAAGUUCAAUUAAGUCACUGUCGUAAAAGGUUACUGGCGAAAAAACUUGAAAACUUGCUAAAUUAUGUGAAAUUAUUUGUAGUUUACUUGAACACGAGAAAUUUUCCAAAUGCUUUUCAAGGAUUACUUUAGGUUCAAAAAAACAAAAUCAGAUUCCAUUUAGUCGUUUGCGGUUCGCGCCAAGUCCCCUUAACCUUAAGCGUCCAUCAUUGUUUACAAGUAGAUAAGAUCGCCGCUAGUGUAGAUAGCGGAUUGCAUGUAGUAGAUAAGAUCGUUACUGUUCGAACGAUUUUAUGCGUUCAAUUUACCUGAAUCUUAAGAGUGACAUACUCACGUUCACGACAAGACGGCAGAUGGCGGCAGAUGGCGUCCUGAAGGAGGUGUGGACGACGAGUAGUGCUCGAUUGGGCAUGCGCAUCGAAGUUCGUUUUCCCAACCUCCUGUCGGUGAUGUUUACGUUCUCGUCGCUAUUGUUCUAAUGUAAAAGUACGACGAAGCGAAACCAUUUUUCUACUUUCUGAAAUGUUUAACGAGUCAUUACAAAUAAUGUUAAAGAUAAGGGCUUUUCCGCACAAGCGGACAAAACUAGAAUUGUCCCGAAAAAGUCAAAAGACCAAUUUUGUUAUGGCAAAUUUUUGUUUCGUCUGUUGCAUUCGUAUGAACAAUUUCAAAGCCUUCAAAUUCCGUCCGCGCCUGAUCUGUUCACAAGACCGGCCCGCACAGUUGCCAAAGAAUUCCAAAUUCAAUUUCAAGGAUUUGUCCCAAGUCGUCGCUUCAACUUUGUCGCUAGUGCAGAAAGGCCCUAACUCCACUCACCGUCAACACAGCGCCGUAUUCGAUUGUUAUCAAUCAAUAACGACCGUCUGAUGAAAUUGUUAUGACGAUUAUCAUCACGAAACGCUAAGCGUAAAUAAAAAGUACGAUCGAAGCAAAACUGCUCUUAUGAAGGAAGUAUUUCCUGAAAUGUCGUACGUAACAUUUGUAUUCAAUGUCAACACUGUAAGCGACUCGUAUUUACGUAAACAGGACAGCGCGCGUGGAAAUUUUUACGUGAAACUACUUACUGGAAUUUCAACCUUACUUUUCAAAAGUUUCAAAUCACUGACUUUUGAAACCGUGCUCACGACCGUUAGACUAAAAUUUCGAGAUUAAGACUGCGAUGUGCUCCGUUUCGAUAGGACGGGUAUCGGCGGGGUCAUAAUUUAGCUUAAGUUACCACUCACUCGACUUCUAAGACAUUAAACAAGGGCUAUCUUUAAAAUAAGGAACGGAGAAUAGAGGAAUAGGGAAUGGCGGAAUGGGGAAUGGGCGGAUGGCAGUGGCACUUAACAUUUAUUUUUUUGAUUGAUAUGAAUGAUUAGUCAGUCAUCGGCCCUGUUAGAAAUUAUGAUGAAUAGUCUGAUCUACAGCGUUUUCCGUUUUGUGAAGUUGAUAUUAGUCCAUAUUAACCAAAAACAGAAUUGUUACGUCGAGCAAACUUCAACCUGAGGCGGGAUUUCCGCUGUUGCGUAGUUUUACUUGUGUCAACAGACCUGAAUUUUAAAAGGAUUCACUGGCGUAAAAUAGAAAAAAAGAGCAACUUUUCCACAGACCGCUCAUACAUUUGGACGAUUUCAUUCCACGCUUUCCAAGAUUCUCCGUUUUAAAGAUUCCCGCUCUUAAAGAUUCUUCAUUUUAAAGAUUUCCCAUUUUAAAAAUUCCCACUUUUAAAGAUUCCCCAUUCCCAAUUCCCUAUACUCCCAUUUCCCGUUCCUGAUUUUAAAGGUAGCCCUUUAUCCAGGCUUAAUUAAUGAUUCCCAAACAACUAGUGAUCUAAGAUAAGAUCUUUAAUUACAAGUCAUGCGAAGCCGAGCACGCUCAAAACGUGAAAUGAAUUAUAGGAAACAAUUAUUAUUUUAACGAAAACUGAGAAAUAUUUUAGCGCCAAAUGUAAUAUCGACUAGCACCCUUACGUCUUGUGUACUUACAUUUGGCGCUAAAAUAUUUCUCAGUAAUAAAUUGAUGAGCUUGAAACUUGUGCUGCAUAUAAUUUGUACAAAAUGUAUGAACCCUUUAAUUCUUUAGUUCUUGUGAGCAGUUCUACCGUCAAGGGGUGCGUGCAUUUCCUUGAAAAUUACUUAAGAGAAUUGGAUAUAACACUCCUAUUCAUUAAGACAGUAUAUUUCAGUAUUGACGUAAGUGGACUUACCAGAAUUGACACCCCCCGAAAUGCCGCUGAAAGACGGGUCUUUUUCAAAAAGGUCGAAAAUUUUGGCUGUGGUAGACUUUGGGGAAUCUGGCCUUCUUUCUUGUAGUGGUAAAUUUGCUGUGUUCUUUCUUUGCUCCACUCUCCAUUCCUCUCCACUUUUCUUUCACUUCCAUGACAGAUCUUUUGGAAACUCCGAACGCAUUGACUUUGUCAGUUAUUACCUCCCAUACUCGACUCUUGUGUUUGUUAGAAAGUGUCGUAGAAAUUUUACUCUUGAUUAUUUUGAUAUUUUUUUUCCGCCUCUUCGAAAAUAACUGUCCAUUCGGCAGGUGUAAACUUUGGUUUUUUAGCGCGCUUUGCCGGGGAAGAAGCAACAUUUUCUGUAAUGUUGUCUCGCCACUAGAACGCGCAAGCUAAAAGAUCACGCAACUCCUGGGUUAUCACCAUGGCAACUGCCUGUACAGCGAGUUUAGCCGUCGGAUAACUAUACGCCGCACUAUCUUUGCCUUUUGCAACAGCUUUUUAUCCACUGGAUAACCAUGUUAUACACCGGAUGAGGUUAUCCAGUGGAUAAAUUUAUCCAUCUUUUUAACAACCGGAUGUUCGAUGUUUUCUCUGAUGUUAUUUUGUAGAGGUAGAACGGUUACAUUAAGAUCGGCACCAAGUGAAAGGACUAGUGCCCGCGACUCGUAGCGAGAACUAGGUCCCUUCAAAUGAACUACCAUCUAAAUUUUUCAUUAGAUGGUCUGAUUGUAGGGUCCAAAAUGUAAUCCUUGUGACUUGUCCCGCGAAUUCGAACUGGUUUGAAUUCGUGAGAGAAGUCGCAAGAACUUGUCUCCCCAAAUUAUCCAGGUCUUUGCGUGUGAACUGUUCGUGGGACAAUUCCUUGCGACUAAAUGAAACAAUCCAAUCACUUCAAAAGAGAAAUAUAAUCGUUUGUCUCCCGAUGUGGUCACUUCGGAUGUGGUCACUUCGGAUGUGGUCACUUCGGAUGUGGAUUGUGACGUUUGGACUGCAUACUGCCAGCUUCAUCAGCCGAGGGAGAUUGGCAGUAUAUGUGCAGUCGAAAUGUCGCGAUACACAUCCGAAGUGACCACAUCGUGAGAGAAACGAUUUUAUCAUGUAAACUAUGGUGUUAAAUAAGGAUCUCCAGCCCGGAGAAAAGCCGUAACAACUCCUGUGAAAAAAUACGAAAUUAUGGGGUGUCCACUUGAUACCGGUUAACCGCUAAAUACAGGUUCCACACAUCAACGGUAUUAUAGAAAAAGGUACAAAACGCUUCUUUAUGCCUUAGGUGACUACUUACUAUACAGAAUCUCGCUCAAAAAUGCUACUUUGUUUUUGGAGGAGAAAUAUGAAUUAAAAAUUACUUGAAAGAUGAUUCUUAAUUUUAUCUUGGUGGUUCGGUUUUCAGUGACCGUUCAAUAUAGACAGGCCCCUGGGAUUAAGUAGAGGGUGACUACGAUCCCCUAUUGGUCCGCUUAAUAGGGGUACGAAUUACAAUGAUAAAGGGGAAUAUUCUUGAGAUUUUGGUCACCGACCGCUUAAUACAGGGUUAUCACCUGAUACGGUGUCGUUUAAUACAGAUUCGACGGUUUUUUAAAUUUGGUUAAAAAUACUUUGUGAUCUAAGACAGUUACUUUUCAGAAAUUUCUCAGCUUUUAGUAUAAUGUUUGUAACGGGUGGAUCGCGAUAUUAAACCAGUCGGAAUUUUGAGACGGCAAUACCGCAUUACAUUGGCGGCUAGCUAGUUGGAAAGUAUAUUGUUAUUGUCAUUGAGCUUCGUCGCUAUACAACUCUUCCCAAUACUACAAUAUAUUAUCCCUCGAUUAGCCACCAAUACAAUUCAAUAAUGGCGUCUCAAAAUCGCGAUUUUUAUUAGAUUGCAUCCUUCUCUACCAUACGAAUAAAUGUUUUUUUUACCCGCAGGUUUAAACGUUUAUGAAGGGGUGACUGUAAACAGAACCAAAAUGAUCUUUACAACGAGAGGUAAAAUUAGCAUUUUUUCGAUUAGUAUCUUUGGUUUGAUCACCUUCCUCAUGUACGCCUCAUACCAAGUGAAGUUUGGACAAGAAAUUAACCAGCCCACUCACAGCAACAGCAGAAUGGGUAAGUCAACGAGUUGGAAAUGAUUUACAGCAUUAGAUGCUCAUCCGAUGAAUUAUGCUGUCAAAAUCUAAAUUAAGACGCAGGCAAAUAUUAAGGAAAUUAAAAGUAACAUAACUUAGUUCGAACUAGGGAAAUAACAACGCUUCCGAAAGCUUAAAGGCCUACUUACGUCGCGUUGUCCCGUUCACCGUUCACCAGAAAUUAGCCCUUCGCAAUGUUAUAUUUUCGCCGAUUCAAGAUAACAAACUGAAGAUCGUUUUAAAUUCGUUUUCAAAAUUAACUAGCGUGCAAUGAUCACCCUGGGCGUUGAUGGGUAAUUACUGCAGAGAACACGCCCCUGAUCAGUUAGCCUUGGCUGUUCCGGUGUUUUGGGUUUUAGAUCGCUCUAGCGCUCUGUCACUUUCGAGCUAGUCAUUACCCACAUUACCCUUACUUUUUUUAAGUUUGUUGAUCUCCAGUGGCGUUCUCCAGGGGUCAGUGCCCCCUUUCAGUUUGAGAAGCAUAACCAAUUCAACAGCAUAAGCAAAUUAAAGGGCAACUACCGGUAUUAUGAGUCUCCAACAUAUGUAUGACAACAAAGAUAAAUUUGAAUACCAAAUAUUUCCAGAUCAUCUUCAGCUAACCACCUGUGAACACCUAAGAGUUUACAGGUGAUAGAAGGCUCUAUUGGUGUUCCAUCGAUUAAGGAAGCUAACAUCGUCCUGGAACUUCUGAGUAGUUAGGAUUCCCUUUUCUUGGCGUUUAGAAAAGGCCCAUGUCAUUGAACCAACUCGUGACUACAGCUAUGGUGCAAAAUUUAGUUUCUCUGUACAGUUCGCGUAUUCGCAUCACUGGCUGAGACUGGAGUAUCUUUUUAACACCAUUGGAGGGAUAAGAUUACCUCCUGUAGCUCUCCUGAUGUUGAGUGACUUUAGUGAUUGUGGCUUAAACCUUAGUUUCACUUACUGAGCUGAAGUUGAAGAAUUCUUUAGGAGAGAUAUUCUUGUUGAUGAAAGGAAUACUAGCGUGAUCUUUCAGGUCGUUCACAGUCGGUGCGCUUAUGCUAAGAGAGUGCUUAUUUAGGAUAUCUGCAAUCUUCUUUUGUUUUUGACCAAUGGUUUCGCCUUCAGUUAUUUGAAUAGUCUCUGACAUUGCUUUGCGAAGUAUCCCUUAAUCUUCUCAGGCUAACAACGCGAUUUCUCUGUUGUCGUCGAUACUUUUCUCAAUCGCUCAAUCGUCCGAAAGCCUGCUGAUCAAUUCAAUUUGUCGUUCCCGUUCGGAUGACCAGAUUUCUUUGGCCAUUUUGGAUGGUCUGUAAAGACGGACCCAAAAUAUAUCUCUGAGUCCUUUUGAUUUCUGACCUCAAUGUUAAUUGAUUCUAAACCAACGAACUGUUUCAGCAUUUUUAACGCGCUUUGUUUAAGGUUGGACCUUGCACAAAUUAUGAAGGCACCUUUAAAAUUUUUUCUAUCUUGUCGAUUUGGCUUUAAUUCUUUAGCAUAAAACUGGCUAUCUGGAUAGCUGUCAUCGACUUUGGUCUCUCAGAGAACUAGAAUAUCUGAUAAAUUGUUUAUAAACAUGUUCCUAACCUCGAAUAGCUUGAUUCCGUCGGUGCUGUUUGUUUCCUUGUUGUAGGAAGAAGCGAGAUAAAUGAGCUCGAAAGUGCUGCCUAGGAAAAAAAAUUCAUCUCUAAAACUUCGCUCAUCGUAAUCGGUCUUAUUUCAUACUUCUCGAAAUUGGUUCUUUAUUUUUUUUUGACUUUUUUCUUCUUUUCCAAGCAAGGUAAUCAUUCUUGAAAUUCUUUUCAUUGGAGAGAUCCCCAAUCACUACAACAACGUAAAAAGCGUAAUAAUUAACUAUUUGCAAAGUUCUACGCUGAAUCAAUUUCCUUCUCUAGUAUUUAAUUAAAUAGUUCUGGUUAGGUCCGACUUGAUUUCGAGCACUUCAAAAUAAACGACAACAUUUUGUUUAUCGUAGAUGAGAUCGUCUGUCGAAAGGUUGUUCCAACUCAAGCUACAGCCACAGAAAAACCCACAAAUAAUUCAUCGCCAAAGCCUUUCGUUUAUCUCACUCAAACAGAACAAUGCCUUCCCUCAAACUUUGCCUCUUCUUCCGAGAUCGGCGACUCCGAGACAUGUAACUGUGAUGUCAUAGUGGUAAGCUUUCGUACCAAAUGUCAAGUGCAAAAGUCGCCUCACAUCACUUAUCUGUUCUAUCCCAAUACUGGAUGGGGAACAGGACGAAAUGUGCUGUAUUUUGCUGCCAUAACGAGAUCUCCAAAAUACCAUUAUUACAUUUUUAUGGAUGAUGAUGUGAUUCUGCAUUUCCAUUCAAUUGCUCCUCCACAAAUGAAGAGGCUUCCGCCGUUUAGAGUCUUCGAACAAUGGCUCCUUGAUUACGAGCCAGCAGUUGGCAUUGUGAAUUACCAAUGGCAUCAUCGGGGCAUCUGGACCAAUGACCUACGAAAGAAAAUGUGUAACAAGAGGGACAGUCCCCUUGUGUUACCUAUACUAUGGUUCGAUGCUCUUUUCAAUGCAUUUCAUUACAAAUCUAUUGAGCAUCUCUUCCCUUACCGUACGCAGUAUGAAAGCAAAACCUGGUGGUCAUCGCAAAUCUACAUGUUUUCUGCUGUGGAACUGAUAUUUCGAGGUCAGGCAUUGAUGUUUGCGCCUGUUACUGCGGGAAAUCCAAAACAUCGCCCAUACCCAAGGUCUUUAGAGGACGAAAACACAAGGUGGAGAGAUUACAUCGAUACGAUUCGACAGGAAGCUCCUUUAAUUUACAGAAAUCAGACUUUAUUCGAAGAUUUUAGGCAGAAUCUUGAGGGUUAUGUCGACAACUCGACAACGUAUUGCAUGAAUGUAACACGGCAUCAACACAUUAAACCAUACGCUCAUUUUGAUUUUCAGACAGAGAUCUAGUUGAUGAUUUAAACGGUGCCAUUGUAAAAUCAUCAUAGUAACCUGGCCUUAAAUUCAUAACCAUUAUGUGGGCUUCUCAAAAGGCUGCUGCUUUGUUCUUCCAAGAAAAAGAUUAUAUGAGUCGAGAAUGCCUUUUUGUGGUGCUACCAACUAUGUAAGCAGACCGCCAAGCGAUGAAAAAAACAGCAGUGAGACUUUUCAUAAGUCACAGUUUAGUAGCCAGGCUAUUAAGCAUAAUUCAAAAUGGUGUUUGUCGUUGUUAAUUUUUAGCUCAUAUGACGAUAAAUCCAGGAAGUCAGUGUGUCCUAGGAGGGAGGAGGUGACUUUAUCAUUUUCCGGUAUAAACGGGAGUUAGAAAUCACUGCUAAUGUGACGUCACAUAGCAACAAAACAAGCGCUUCGCAUAGCUUGCUUAGUUUAGCGAGGGAACGCUAUGAGUAAGAAACAAGGAGAAAGCCAAUAGAGGUCAUUUUUAAGUUAUAUAUCGACUUCGGAACGCGUCAAGACAAACCGAAACUAACGAUGUUUUCUUUGUAAGCCUCAUAAAAAGGUUUUUCCUUUUUAAUAAAAUAGCUAUACCUGAUAUUAUUAGGAGUCAAUCUAACCAGUCAUUUUGCUCACAAAUCUUUUUAACUUUUAGGUAGUUAUUUCAUCGAAUUGUCCUGAACAGUGGUGAAGCAAGGGUGUGUAUUGUCAGCUUGUGUUGUAAAGCACUGAGCGAGAGCCAAAGACUCUUGAGCGUUUAGGUUGCUGCCUUGUGUUUUGAACUUGUGAUCACCGAAAACCGACUUGAUAUUCUAUAUUUAUUAUAUAUAUACUGAUGAAAUACCAGGAAUUUUUCCUUUUCCUUAAAAGUCAUAUUUUCAUCGCGCGCAGUGAAGAUUUUAUUUGGCGUCGCCAUGGUUACUAACAUGAUUAGCCAAUUAAAAGAGAGCUUCCCGUUCAGGUGCGGCCGGUUCUUUUGAAAUUUCAUUCACAAAAUGGCUUCGAGGUGCGAAAACGGUACAGUUACCGGUGACUUUCUCGACGAGCUGCCAAAUUUUCAUAUCGAUACUUUUUCAAGCUUGAAGAACAUUCAGGAAGAUUUGCCGAAGUCUCGGAAAGUGAUGUCGAAAAUAUGAGAAAAAUAUAAGUAUUAUCGUCUUUAUUUCUCCUUCGUAACUUUAUAUCCGAGUUUCAUAACAUUUUUGUGACAGGCAUUUUUCUAUCAUUUAGGAAUUUCAUCUGUAUGUAUAAAAUAAACAGAACAUUACAUGGCCGCUUGGGGA